This is a messenger RNA of Ruditapes philippinarum (Manila clam), 1080 nucleotides long. Its product is annotated as zinc finger protein 492-like. Gene Ontology annotation, biological process: regulation of gene expression. The transcript has 2 exons. Bases 1 to 1080 code for a protein of 359 amino acids. The record is from RefSeq and is a predicted model, not a curated record. Gene Ontology annotation, cellular component: nucleus. NCBI's taxonomy places the organism in Eukaryota, Metazoa, Mollusca, Bivalvia, Venerida, Veneridae.
AUGCAUACUGGUGGUAAAAUAAUUCAAUGCGAUAUUUGUUAUGAACUGUUCUCACAAAACAAUUUACUAAAAAGGCAUAUGGCAAUACACACAGGAGAGAAGAAUUAUAAAUGCGAGCAAUGUGACAAAGCAUUUGAAGAUAAAAGUGCUUUUAGAACUCACAUGAUUAGUCACAUAGGAGGGGUAAAAAAUAAAUGUGAAAUAUGUGACAAAGCCUUUUCUCAUAAAGGCACUCUAAAAACUCACAUGACAGUGCACACAGGAGAGAAGAAUUAUAAAUGUGAAAUAUGUGACAAAGCAUUUGCUCGCAAUGGCCAUCUGAAAUCACAUAUGGCAGUACACACUGGAGAGAAGAAUUAUAAAUGUGAAAUAUUGCACACAGGAGAGAUAAAAUUUAAAUGUGAAAUAUGUGACGAAGCAUUUGCUCAGAAAUAUAUUCUUAAAUCACAUAUAGAAAUACAUUUAGGACAGAAGAAACAGAAGAAUUAUAAAUGUGGAAUAUGUGACAAAGCAUUUGCAGAUAAAGGUAAACUUAAAAGUCAUAUGACAGUGCACACAGGAGAGAAGAAUUAUAAAUGCGGAAUAUGUGACAAAGAAUUUGCUCAUAAAGUUACUUUAAAAACUCAUAUAGAAGUACAUUUAGGAGAGAAGAGAUAUAAAUGCGAAAUAUGUGACAAAGCAUUUGCAGAUAAAGGUAAACUUAAAAGUCAUAUGACAGUGCACAUAGGAGAGAAGAAUUAUAAAUGUGAAAUAUGUGACAAAGCAUUUGCUCGCAAAAGUAAUCUUAGAUAUCAUAUGGUUGUGCACACGGGGGAGAAGAAAUUUAAAUGUGAAUUAUGUGACAGAGCAUUUGCUCUAAAGGGUACUCUUAAAUCUCAUAUAAAAGUAGUACAUUUAGGAGCGUAUAAUUAUGAAAGCAAAAUAUGUGACAAAGCAUAUGCUAAUAAAAAAACUCUUAAAACUCAUAUGGUUGUGCACACAGGAGAAAAGAACUUUAAAUGCGAAAUAUGUGACAAAGCAUUUGCUCGUAAGGGUACUCUUAGAUAUCAUAUGGAAGUGCACACAGGAGAGAGGAAUUAA